Molecule: messenger RNA, 1633 nt
Organism: Belonocnema kinseyi
Lineage: Eukaryota; Metazoa; Arthropoda; Insecta; Hymenoptera; Cynipidae
Product: vacuolar protein sorting-associated protein 26C
Exons: 6
Coding region: 686-1585 (299 amino acids)
Biological process (GO): intracellular protein transport
Cellular component (GO): endosome
Source: RefSeq, a predicted model, not a curated record
AUGAAAAAUUUAGACUCACCGUAGCUGGAAUCCGAUUUCUCAAAGCCAUCGUCAGCCUCUGUCCUCGAAAGAAUCAAAGUAGCUCAAAAAAUAUCUUCCAAAGGAGCCGAAGCCUGUCUCCAAAUUCCAAACAACAAACUUUUUCGACAACCGACUUUGUUUGAAUUUGUUUGCUGAGCUGAAGUUGCUGACUACUACAUGGGUGAGGUGAAACAAGGGGAAGAAGACGAGGAACACGCCGGAAGUUGCAAGCCCGAUGUAAAUCGAAGUUCACCGAAUCUUACCGAUUCGAGAAAUCUCACCCUGUGAUUGGUCUGCGAAAGAGCUGCAAUCGAUUGGCGGAAAAUAUUAAAUACCAUUGCACUUUGCAGAUGUAUUUGUUUUGACACUUUUGCCAAAACUCAAAAUAUUCCUUACUGGCAGCUAUAGGCGCUACAGGACAGUCAAAGUGAAGAAUAAAACUAUGCGUAAAUGUUAAAGAGUUCAAUAAACUAAAAGCUGGAUUUAAUUGGAAUGUGCGAUACUCUGUGUAUUUAUGGGUUUAAUAAUCACUUCUUCAAGAUGAAGAGGUUAAGUGCUCCGAAAAUGUGACAUGUGUCACUUCUGAUAUUAUUGCCAUUCGAUUGUUGCCGAAAAACAGUUUUCAGUUCUUGUACAUGCACUUUUAAGCGAUUUUCGUAUCGAAAUGUCGAUCAAUGCUGAUUUAAGGCUGAAACGAGCAAGUAAAAUUUAUCACGAAGGGGAUAUUGUUACGGGAUUAAUUUUAAUUCAAACUAAUUCAGAUAUCAAACACGAUGGUAUUUUUCUUACGAUGGAAGGAUGUGUCAAUUUACAGCUCAGCUCCAAAACUGUUGGCAUAUUUGAAGCGUUUUAUAAUUCUGUCAAGCCGAUACAAUUGGUGCAGUACACUCUAGAUGUUGCACCGUCCGGAAAAAUCCCCAGUGGAAAGACCGAAAUUCCUUUUGAACUCCCACUAAAGCCACGAGGUAGCAAAACUCUUUACGAAACUUACCAUGGAGUUUUUGUAAACAUUCAGUACAUGAUUCGGUGCGAUAUCAAAAGAAGCUUUCUAGCAAAAGACGUGACCAAAUCUCUGGAGUUCAUUGUAGAAGAUAAAACUAGUCCUAAAUUGGCUAAAGAGCAAAUAAAACCCGUGCCAUUUAAAAUAAUGCCAGAGUCUCUUCACAAUGCGAGAGAUCGAUCUAAUUUACCUCGAUUCUGUAUAUCUGGCAAAUUGAAUUCACUGUCCUGCAAAUUGUCCGAGCCCUUGACAGGAGAGGUGGUAAUUGAACACUGCGAAGCUGUGAUAAAAUCAAUAGAACUGCAGCUCGUGAGGGUAGAAACUUGCGGAUGUGCUGAAGGUUAUUCGAGAGAUGCUACGGAAAUACAAAAUAUACAAAUUGGCGAAGGUAGCGUUUGUACCGGUCUUCCAAUACCGAUUUACAUGAUAUUUCCACGUCUUUUUACGUGUCCAACUCUAACUACGAGCAAUUUCAAAGUUGAAUUUGAAGUAAACCUCAUUGUCGUGUUUGAGGACGAUUAUCUGGUAACUGAAAACUUCCCCAUAAUUUUGACAAGAAACUAAUAAGAAAAUUAAAAAAGGGAUGUAUUAGGGGAGACUGACGAUAAAAUA